This is a messenger RNA of Rhagoletis pomonella (apple maggot), 1036 nucleotides long. RefSeq names its product protein ALP1-like. The record is from RefSeq and is a predicted model, not a curated record. Lineage: Eukaryota; Metazoa; Arthropoda; Insecta; Diptera; Tephritidae.
CUCAUACAAAUUCAUGAUGUCGCUGCCGGGUUCAAAAAAAUCAUGUCGCCAUCGACAAAGCGUUUAGAUAAUGAAUGAAGAUAACAAAGUGGAAGCUGUAGCCCGUAGCUCGUCGUUUUCUAUGUGUUCAGAACUUAAUAUUGAAUCAUGGACUUCGACGAUACCUUUGAUUUAAUAAUAAUUAUAUUAUUACUAAAUGAGGCCCGUAAAUGCCUUGACGUAAUAUUGAGUAGUCGAACUUCUCAUGAUCAGGAAGUGUACACAAGGCCGAAAAGAAUAGUUAACUUUACCAGAAAUGUUAAAAGUGCUGAAAGGGAUGUCGAAAGGGAUAUUGCUGUGUUUAAUCAGUAUUUUGAUAAAAUAUGUAAUAAAGAUGAAGAAGUGUUCAAUGAUAUGGUGAAUAUGUCAAAAGAAGUCUUUGAUCUACUCUUUAACUUAGUCAAACAGGACUUAACUAAGCAUUCGAAUCGUCCAUCUAUUACACCAAAAUGUAGAUUAUUUGUAACCCUUGUAUACCUGGCAAAUGGAGGCUCCAGAAGAAUGCUGGCGUCUGCUUUCGAAUUGGGACUGUCCACGGUGCAAAAGAUUGUGAUCGAAACAUGUCAGGUUGUUUGGAGCUCAUUAUCUCUUACAUAUCUGCCCAUUGAGCAGGCUCCAGACUGGAUUGCGCUGUCACAGCAGUUUGAAUCGAAAUGGAAUUUGCCCAACUGCUUGGGAGCAAUAGACAUAAAAACCAUUAUAUUAAAAUGCCCUAACAAAGAUAUUCCAAAUUUGUACGACAAAAAGGGAAAAUAUUCUAUUGCAAUGCUUGGUGCUUGUGAUGCCAAUUAUACCUUCACUGGUGUAGAUGUUGCGGUGUUUGGGUACAAAGAAGAUAAUGUAGUUUGGAAUACCGGGUUUGCAGAAAAACUAUUUGCAGGCAGAUUAAACUUGCCGGAAGAUAACAUUCUUCCAAAUAGCAACAUAGAAUUUCCGUAUUAUUUCGUGGGCGACACAUUAAGUCCUCUAAAAAAUCACAUAAUGAGACUAUAUCCAG